This is a messenger RNA of Penicillium waksmanii, 1314 nucleotides long. Its product is annotated as alpha-mannosyltransferase. The transcript has a single exon. The record is from RefSeq and is a predicted model, not a curated record. Bases 1 to 1314 code for a protein of 437 amino acids. Gene Ontology annotation, cellular component: Golgi apparatus. Lineage: Eukaryota; Fungi; Ascomycota; Eurotiomycetes; Eurotiales; Aspergillaceae. Gene Ontology annotation, biological process: mannan biosynthetic process. Gene Ontology annotation, molecular function: alpha-1,2-mannosyltransferase activity.
AUGCUUCCACGAUCAAUCCUCCGAGUGCGCACAUUACUCGCCGCCCUCCUCCUCGCCUCAUUCCUCGUCUGGUCUUUCUCACGAUACACGUCAGCGCCAACCCUCGACUUCGGCCGCACCGUACCCGACCUAACGACCGCCCAACAAUCAUUCUGGCGCUCACUCCACAUUCUCCUCGAGCAACAUGGCCCAGAUACAAACCCACUUGUCGAGGACAUCAAGGCGCCGACAGAAGGCUUCAACGCGGAUGAUAAUGCCAGACCACGACCGGACUACGUGCUCGUCGCGCGAGAAGACGUCGAUACAAUGCGAGAAGCGCACUCAAACUUUCUAAAUGCUCUCAAUUCGAAACCCGAGUCUUCAACCAAAUCUUCCAAUUUACACCUCCAAUAUAUUCCGGGCACAAAGGGCAUCGUUUCAACCGCUGGCGGUUCUUACCUCCCCGUCCUAGUCAUCUCUCUACGUAUGCUCCGUCGCACCGGGUCCAGAUUACCCAUGGAAGUCUUUCUCGCCGACGAAGAAGAGUACGAAGAGUAUAUCUGCGACGUCGUUCUCCCCUCGCUAAACGCACGAUGUAUUAUACUCUCAACCAUCCUGGACGCAUCAUUACCAACUGCCAAAAUAACAAAAUACCAAUUCAAACCCUUCGCAAUGCUCUUCUCCUCCUUCGAAGAAAUCCUCUUCCUAGACGCAGACGCAUUCCCCCUCAAUGCCCCCGAAAAAAUAUUCACAAGCACACCUUUCAAAACAACAGGCAUGAUAACAUGGCCGGAUUUCUGGUCAUCAAGUGUUUCACCCACAUUCUACGAAAUAAGCCACACCACACCUCCGGCAAUGAAUCUGCGCGCAUCGACUGAAUCCGGCGAAUUCGUGCUCUCGAAAAGGACGCACAGUCUCACGUUGAUUUUGGCAACUUAUUACAAUUAUUACGGACCGAGUCAUUACUGGCCUCUUCUUUCGCAGGGUGCGGCCGGUGAAGGUGAUAAGGAGACGUUUGUUGCGGCGGCUAUGGCUCUCGGUGAGCCGUUCUAUCAGGUUUCUCAGGCUAUUUGUGCGCUUGGGCAUCGGACCGCUGGGGGGAGUGGGAUGGCCGGCUCUGCUAUGGCGCAGUUUGAUCCGGUGCAGGAUUAUGCUCGAAGAAGUGCUCGCGAGGGGAAGGGGGUGGCCAGUGGUGGAGGGGAUAAGCCAGAUGUAUUCUUCAUCCACGCUAAUUUCCCGAAAUUUAACCCGGCGACGAUCUUUCAGAGUGGGCACGAGGUGCAGCCUGUUUUUGAUGAUGAGGGGGGGUUAUACGCGUGCUUGGACGAUUCCUGA